Messenger RNA from Salvelinus fontinalis (brook trout), 2418 nucleotides. Its product is annotated as zinc finger protein 25-like. The transcript is spliced from 2 exons. The coding region runs from base 105 to 1205 and encodes 366 amino acids. NCBI's taxonomy places the organism in Eukaryota, Metazoa, Chordata, Actinopteri, Salmoniformes, Salmonidae. Gene Ontology annotation, biological process: regulation of transcription by RNA polymerase II. Gene Ontology annotation, molecular function: RNA polymerase II cis-regulatory region sequence-specific DNA binding; DNA-binding transcription factor activity. The record is from RefSeq and is a predicted model, not a curated record.
UAGGAUUGGAAACGACUCUGUUUUGAUUUUGCAUUCCUUGUGUGGGGUAAAGAAAUACAUACUGACUCUACUAAAUAGGCUACCCAACUCUCAUUCGACUAAAAAUGUCUAAGCUACAGUUGCUGAGUGUGUUUUUAAAUGAGCGUUUAACGGCAGCAGCUGUGGAGAUUUUCGGGGCAGUUGAGAAAACGGUAGUUGAAUACCAGGAGGAGAAUGAUCGGCUACGGAGACUGCUGCGGAUCACUCCAGAGAUACAACAACGUAAAAUAGACUCCCUACAGCUCUCUGUCUCUGAAGAGGAGGUUCCCCCUGAGCAGCAGCACUGUGAGCAGGAGUGGAGUCCCAGUCUGGAACAGAAGGACCCAGAGACCACACAGAUUAAAGAGAAACAGGAGGAACUCAGGACCAGUGAGGAGGAAGAGCAGCUUCAAGGUCUGGAGCCUGAUAUCAUAGAGUUCAAAUUCACUCCUCCCUGUGUGAAAAGUGAAUGUGAUCCGGAGGACCCACUUUGGUCCUUGACUCUUCCCCAAAUCCAGACUGUGGAGAACAGAGAGAGUGACUGUAAACGAGUGGAUUUCACACGUUUUGGCACUGUGACUCACAUUAAGGGUCUCAACAUUUUCUGUGACCCUUCAGAUAAUCAAAACAAUGCCUCCAGCCACAGUUCAGCUGUAAGCAGCUACACAGUAGGACUUGACAACAGCCCACCAUUUGAGCCUAGCCUAUCAUUGGAUCCAAACCCACCAAUGGGGGAACACUAUUCCAAACCCAGCACCACAUCUAUAAACACUCACCACUGCAGUGACUGUGGUGAAACGUUUCCUCUGAAAGCUGACCUGCAGAGGCAUGUGACUUUUGCCAAGAAGAGACUCAGCGAAUGCCACUUAUGCAAAAAACAGUACAACUCCACUUGUAAACUGAAGGCCCAUGUCCGACUCUGUCACGAUGGGAAACCCUGCACCUGCCCCUUUUGUGGCAAGGCCUUCAAACAAAAAGGACAUCUGUCCAGGCACAUGAAUAUUCACACAGGAGAGAAACCCUUUACCUGUGGUGACUGUGGGAAGAGCUUUAUUCAGAAAGGGGACCUAAGAAGGCAUAUCCUGACUCACACAGGAGAGAAACCAUUUAGCUGUGGUGACUGCGGUAAAGGCUUCAUUCGCAAGGAGCACCUAACCGCACAUAUACGGACUCACACAGGAGAGUAAUCAUUUAUCUGUGGUGACUGCUGGAAAAGCUUUAGUCUCAAGCAGAACCUAACCAUGCACAAACUGACUCACAUUAGAGAGUAGUCAUAUGGCUGCUCAGUCUGAGGUAAAAGAUUAAUUCAGAAGGUAAACAUGCUGAUGCACGUGAGAUACAUCCACAAAGAAAGAAAAUAGGAUGAAAACACAAAAAAAGAAAGACAGUUAGGACAAAGAUCUCCUGUCAGGAGAUGGGAAUUAAAAUGGAGGAUGUGAACAACACUCUCAGAAAAGCCAAGAAAGACAGUUAGGACAAAGAUCUCCUGUCAGGAGAUGGGAAUUAAAAUGGAGGAUGUGAACAACACUCCAUUAAACCCCUACAACUCAUCCAGAACGCCGCAGCCCGUCUGGUGUUCAACCUUCCCAAGUUUUCUCACGUCACCCCGCUCCUCCGCUCUCUCCACUGGCUUCCAGUUGAAGCUCGCAUCCGCUACAAGACCAUGGUGCUUGCCUACAGAGCUGUGAGGGGAACGGCACCUCAGUACCUCCAGGCUCUGAUCAGGCCCUACACCCAAACAAGGGCACUGCGUUCAUCCACCUCUGGCCUGCUCGCCUCCCUACCACUGAGGACAGUUCCCGUACAGUUCCCGCUCAGCCCAGUCAAAACUGUUCGCUGCUCUGGCCCCCCAAUGGUGACACAAACUCCCUCACGACGCCAGGACAGCGGAGUCAAUCACCACCUUCCGGAGACACCUGAAACCCCACCUCUUUAAGGAAUACCUAGGAUAGGAUAAAGUAAUCCUUCUGACCCCCCCCCCCCCCUUAAAAGAUUUAGAUGCACUGUUGUAAAGUGGCUGUUCCACUGGAUGUCAUAAGGUGAAUGCACCAAUUUGUAAGUCGCUCUGGAUAAGAGCGUCUGCUAAAUUACUUAAAUGUAAAUGUACUCUCAGAAAAGCCAAGAAAGACAGUUAGGACAAAGAUCUCCUGUCAGGAGAUGGGAAUUAAAAUGGAGGAUGUGAACAACACUCUCAGAAAAGCAAAGAAAGACAGUUAGGACAAAGAUCUAUCAGAAGAUGGGAAUGAAAAUGAAGGAUGUGGACAACACUCUUAGAAAAGCAAAGCUACUCUGGAUCAUUCGUGCUGUGGGUUUUAGAUAAAUAGAUACAUGAUGGAUUUACUUUAGUAAAAUGUUUUGUGUAAAUAAAGUUUUUGAUUUGAAUUAAACGUUUAGGAAAUA